Messenger RNA from Danaus chrysippus (African queen), 3147 nucleotides. The record is from the annotation of a GenBank genome assembly. Lineage: Eukaryota; Metazoa; Arthropoda; Insecta; Lepidoptera; Nymphalidae.
AUGUGUAACUCGAAAUCGGUAGUAGCUAUACAAAAUGACAUAUCGGACCCAUUCGAAAUACGCUCAGGAGUAAGGCAAGGAGAUGCCCUAUCUACUGUUGUCUUCAACCUUACGCUGGAGGCAGCCAUCCGAAACGUAGGAGUAAAAGGGCUUUUAGACUAUAACACCAGUCAGCUAGCCGCCUAUGCGGAUGAUAUCGUUAUCACAAGCAGGUCUCAAAGCAGCAUGAUCAGACACACCACAACUCUCCAGAUGGAAGCGGCAACGUAUGGAUUGAUGGUUAACGCAAGCAAAACGAAGUACCUUCAUAGCACGCGCAACCCUCGUCCACUACAGGAUGUCACCAUUGGAGAUGAUACAAUUGAAGGAGUCAGCAGCUUUAAGUACCUGGGGUCGAUACUGUCCAGCCGGAAUAAGGUUGGAGAUGAGGUGAAUGCCAGAAUAAUGGCUGGCAGUAGAUGCUUUUACUCUCUCAGCAAACUUUUCCGAUCAAAAUAUCUUAGUGCAAAAUCCAAGCUGUCUAUCUAUAAGACCAUAAUACGCCCCGUCACCACCUAUGGGUGUGAAGCAUGGUCACUAACAGCUUUAGAAACCCAAAAGCUCGCCGUGUUUGAGAGGAAAGUUCUGCGCAAAGUGUUUGGGCCAGUGAAAGACGCAGACGGUGACUACCGAAUACGCAUGAAUCACGAGCUGGAGGCACUCAUGAACCGAGAAACAAUCGUCCGAUUCAUCAAGUCACAGCGUCUGAGAUGGGCUGGGCACGUAGAGAGGAUGGGCAAAAACAGGGCACCCAAGAUUAUGACCGACUGGAAGCCGCAGCAAAGGAGACCUAGAGGAAGGCCGAGAAAGAGAUGCGCUCAAAUCAAUUCAAAUUUAGCUGACUUUGUUCCAGUUUCCACAAUGGAUGUAGAGGCUGUCGUGGGGCGAACCGCCUCGCUGCCUUGCGAUAUAGAACCAGACUCCAAUGAAGACCGAGUGUACAUGGUGCUAUGGUUCAGACAUGCUGGCGGAAAACCACUGUACAGUUUUGACGUUCGCGGACGUAGUUUCAACAAAGCGCUGCAUUGGUCAGAUCCUCUCGCCUUUGGAAGACGAGCCUACUUUGUAACUAUGUCCAGACCCUCGUCCCUCACGGUAGACGCUGUUCAGCUUGAUGAUGAAGGCAUCUACAGAUGCAGGGUCGACUUCAAGAAUUCUCCAACCAGAAACUUUCAAAUUCGUCUCAACGUUGUUGUACCACCACAUCAGCUACUGUUGUACGACGAAGCUGGCCGUGAUGUGGCCGGAGUGGUAGGUCCGUUGGAAGAAGGUGGUAACUUCACUCUGCUUUGUGAACUGAGAGGUGGUCGUCCUAAGCCUACGCUGUCGUGGUUAAUAAAUAACACGCCUCUGGAAGAACAUACUAUACUGAAAAAUGACGGGAAAAUUAUUAUAAGUAAGAUAAGCGUCAGUGGUGCUGAAAGAAGUUGGCUCAACACAACUGUCAAAUGCCAAGCAACAAAUACCCCGCUCUUAAGCCCACAAGAGAGAACUGCCAGAGUUGAAAUGAAUUUGAAACCUACAUCAGUUUCGAUAGUGGAUAAACCAGGGCAACUGUCAGCUGAUUCAGAAGUGACACUUGUUUGUGUGACACAUGGAAGUAGACCACCAGCUCAGAUAAGCUGGUACAGAGAAAAUAGAAGAUACACCAGGGGGAAGCAUAGCGAGUAUAUAAACGAGACGUCGUCGAUCAGCAAGCUAACCAUGCUGCCUCAACCUGAAGAUGAUGGAGCAACCAUUAGGUGUCGAGCUGAUAAUCCAAUUCUGAGAGUCGCUUUGGAGGAUUCUGUCAAGAUGAGUGUUGUCUACAAACCGGUAUUGACGAUGUCUCUAGGCAGCACAUUAAACCCUAACGACAUAAAGGAAGGUGACGAUGUUUAUUUCGAGUGCAACAUCAAAGCUAACCCCAAGGAGCAUCGCAUUUCCUGGUAUCAUAACGAGGAACAGGUGACACAGAAUAUGUCUUCGGGAGUUUUUAUAAGUACGAAGUCGUUAGUGCUACAACGUGUUAGUAGACGUGAUGGUGGGUUAUAUUCUUGCCGAGCAGCUAAUCAAUUGGGAGAAACGAGCAGUCAGUCGGUUUAUUUAAGAGUACAAUAUGCUCCAACAUGUGCUCAAACCAGUCCAUUGGUGCUUGGAGCGCGACUGGACUCGUCUCUCAAAGUUCGUUGUUCUGUCAGUGCGGAUCCCGCUGAUGUAGCCUUUUACUGGCAGUUUAACAAUAGCGGUGAAAGUUUCCAGGUUUCACCAGCAAGAUAUGUUUCAACGGGAGGUACGGCCAGCGAGUUACGUUACAGAGCGGCUAGUGAACGUGAUUAUGGCGCAUUACUUUGUCGAGCAACUAACGCUGUGGGACGUCAGAAGAAGCCGUGUGUAUUCCAGAUAGUUCCUGCAGCUCGCCCUUCUCCACCAAGAAACUGUACAGCAAAGAGGUCUGAUAUAAAUAUGGAAACGUUUCUCACGGUCCGUUGCAUAGCGGGUUACGAUGGAGGUUUAAGCCAAUACUUCACGCUAGAAGCUGUUGGAGAAACGGGAAGGAUCCUUGCUAAUAAUACAGCCGAUACAACUGAUUUGGUAGUGUGGUUGAAUGUAAGCUGGUCAGAAUUAGAAUCUCUGUCAGUGAAUGAGGUACUGUCUGUGAGUGCAAGGAACAGCAAAGGGGUAUCUGAGCCAGUGUUAAUCCGAGAUCUCGUCUACAAGGAUGCUGCGAAACAUACAGAGGAUACAACUCGAGUGUCUUCGAAAUUUCCAACGACAGCAGCUAUUGCUGGUGUGGUCGCAGUUGUUACGAUUGUUGUAAUAACAACAGUUCUUCUACUGAAAAAACGUAACGAAGCUUCAUCUAGCAGCAAGCGCCCGUCACAGAGCGUUGUUCAAGUAGAUGCAAAUGGACGUCGUUAUCUUAUAGCUUACCCAGCACAGGACAAGCUGGAGACUAAACCGGAUAUAUUGAAUCCUAAAGCUGAUAGUGAACCGCCUCGUGUUGUUUUGGAGUCGAGUGAUAACAAGACUUACUCCAUCAAGGAGGCUGGUCAGCACAAAUCAAGCUACCAACCACCAUCCAUUGAAGAAGACAUGGUAAAAAUUGAUUUCUCACACUUUUAUUGA